Molecule: messenger RNA, 7331 nt
Organism: Ictidomys tridecemlineatus (thirteen-lined ground squirrel)
Lineage: Eukaryota; Metazoa; Chordata; Mammalia; Rodentia; Sciuridae
Source: RefSeq, a predicted model, not a curated record
CUGGAGCCGGCCGGCCGGGCCCGGAGCCAGGGCCCAGUCCCCGCCAUGCCGGCCCGGCGGCUGUUGCUGCUGCUGCUGGCGCUGCUGUUGCCCGGCUCCAGGAUUUUUGGAAGUACCAGCACAGUGACACUGCCUGAAACCUUGUUGUUUGUGUCAACGCUGGAUGGAAGCUUGCAUGCUGUCAGCAAGAGGACAGGCUCCAUCAAGUGGACUUUAAAAGAAGACCCAGUCCUGCAGGUCCCGACGCACGUUGAAGAGCCUGCUUUCCUCCCAGAUCCCAAUGAUGGCAGCCUGUAUACACUUGGGGGCAAGAAUAAUGAAGGCCUAACGAAACUUCCCUUUACCAUCCCAGAGUUGGUACAGGCAUCCCCAUGCCGAAGUUCAGAUGGAAUCCUCUACAUGGGUAAAAAGCAGGACAUUUGGUAUGUCAUCGACCUCUUGACUGGUGAGAAGCAGCAGACUUUGUCAUCGGCCUUUGCAGAUAGUCUCUGCCCAUCAACCUCUCUUUUGUAUCUUGGACGGACAGAAUAUACCAUCACCAUGUAUGAUACCAAAACCCGUGAGCUCCGCUGGAAUGCCACCUACUUUGACUAUGCAGCCUCACUGCCCGAGGACGACAUGGACUACAAGAUGUCCCACUUUGUGUCCAAUGGUGAUGGACUCGUGGUGACUGUGGACAGCGAAUCUGGGGACGUCCUGUGGAUUCAAAACUAUGCCUCUCCAGUGGUGGCCUUCUAUGUCUGGCAGCGGGAGGGUCUGAGGAAGGUGAUGCACAUCAAUGUUGCUGUGGAGACCCUACGCUACCUGACCUUCAUGUCUGGGGAGGUGGGUCGCAUCACCAAGUGGAAGUACCCGUUCCCCAAAGAGACGGAGGCCAAGAGCAAACUGACGCCUACNCUGUAUGUUGGGAAGUACUCCACCAGCCUCUAUGCCUCUCCCUCCAUGGUGCAUGAGGGGGUCGCUGUUGUGCCUCGUGGCAGCACUCUUCCUUUGCUGGAAGGCCCCCAGACUGAUGGUGUCACCAUUGGGGACAAAGGGGAAUGUGUGAUCACACCCAGCACAGACCUCAAGUUUGACCCCGGACUCAAAGGGAAGAACAAGCUCAACUACUUGAGGAAUUACUGGCUCCUGAUAGGACACCAUGAAACCCCGCUGUCUGCAUCUACCAAGAUGCUGGAGAGGUUUCCCAACAAUCUACCCAAACAUCGGGAAAAUGUGAUUCCUGCUGAUUCUGAGAAAAAGAGUUUUGAAGACGUUAUCAACCUGGUGGAUCAAACAGAAAAUGCACCAACCACUGUGUCUCAGGAUGUGGAAGAGAAGUUGGCUCGUGCCCCUGCCAAGCCUGAGGCUCCUGUGGACUCCAUGCUCAAGGACAUGGCUACCAUCAUCCUAAGCACCUUCCUGCUGGUUGGCUGGGUAGCCUUCAUCAUCACCUACCCCCUGAGCAUGCAUCAGCAGCAGCAGCUCCAGAACCAGCAGUUCCAAAAGGAACUGGAGAAAAUCCAGCUCUUGCAGCAACAGCAGCUGCCCUUCCAUCCUCCUGGAGAAUUGACCCAGGACGUCGAGCUCCUGGACACAUCAGGCCCCUACUCAGAGAGUUCAGGCACCAGCAGCCCCAGCCCAUCCCCCAGGGCUUCGAACCACUCGCUGCACUCUGGCAGCUCUGUCUCCAAGGCUGGUGCCGGCCCCUUCCUGGAGCAGGAUGAGGAAGAUGAGGAAACCAGCAUGGUGAUUGUUGGGAAAAUUUCUUUCUGUCCCAAGGAUGUCCUGGGCCAUGGAGCUGAGGGCACAAUUGUGUACCGGGGCAUGUUUGACAACCGUGAUGUGGCCGUGAAGAGGAUCCUCCCUGAGUGUUUUAGCUUCGCAGACCGUGAGGUCCAGUUGUUGCGAGAAUCAGAUGAGCACCCGAAUGUCAUCCGUUAUUUCUGCACGGAGAGGGACCGGCAGUUCCAAUAUAUUGCCAUUGAGUUGUGUGCAGCCACCCUGCAGGAGUACGUAGAGCAGAAGGACUUUGCCCACCUUGGCCUAGAGCCCAUCACCUUGCUGCAGCAGACCACCUCAGGCCUGGCACACCUCCACUCCCUCAACAUUGUUCACAGAGAUCUGAAGCCCCACAACAUUCUCCUCUCCAUGCCCAAUGCACACGGCAGGAUCAAGGCCAUGAUCUCUGACUUUGGCCUCUGUAAGAAGCUGGCGGUGGGCAGGCAUAGCUUCAGUCGCCGUUCCGGGGUGCCUGGCACUGAAGGCUGGAUUGCCCCAGAGAUGCUGAGUGAAGACUGCAAGGAGAAUCCUACCUAUACAGUGGACAUCUUCUCUGCAGGCUGCGUCUUUUACUACGUCAUCUCUGAGGGCAGCCACCCCUUUGGCAAGUCCCUGCAGCGGCAGGCCAACAUCCUCUUGGGUGCCUACAGCCUUGAGUGCUUCCACCCAGAGAAGCAUGAAGACGUCAUUGCACGUGAGCUGAUAGAGAAAAUGAUCGCCAUGGAUCCCCAGCAGCGGCCCUCAGCGAAGCAUGUUCUGAAACACCCAUUCUUCUGGAGCCUGGAAAAGCAGCUGCAGUUCUUUCAGGACGUGAGUGACCGAAUAGAAAAGGAGUCCCUGGAUGGCCCGAUAGUGCGACAGUUAGAAAGAGGCGGGAGAGCCGUGGUGAAGAUGGACUGGCGGGAGAACAUCACUGUCCCCCUCCAGACAGAUCUGCGUAAAUUCAGAACCUACAAAGGUGGCUCCGUCAGAGAUCUCCUUCGAGCCAUGAGAAAUAAGAAACACCACUACCGGGAGCUCCCAGUGGAGGUGCGGGAGACGCUGGGCUCCCUUCCCGAUGACUUUGUGCGCUACUUCACCUCCCGCUUCCCCCACCUCCUCUCACACACCUACCGGGCCAUGGAGCUGUGCAGCCACGAGAGACUCUUCCAGCCCUACUACUUCCACGAGCCCCUGGAGCCCCAGCCCCCAGUGACUCCAGAUGCCCUCUGACCAGGGCAGUCCCUCCAUUCUGGUGACCCAGCUGUGACUGCAGACCUGGUCUCUGCAGUCCAGAGCUUGAUGCCUCCCAGCUUAGCAGGGAGACCAGGCUUCCCAAACCAAGUGCCUUGAGCUGCCCACUCUGCAGCCAGCAGACGAUAAUGUUGACCCCAAGAAGUGGGAGAGGUGGCCCUCAUGACCUAUAGGAAACUAGGAGGAUGCUGGCCCUGAAAGCUUUGUAGCCCAAGGAUGUCUGCAAAGGAGGCUGUGAAGGGAGCAUCGCGGACCCUCUGCUGGUUGAACUCACUUCAGCUUGUCUCUUUUUAUAAUUCCUAUUUGAUGUCAGCUGAGGGCCUUUCAGGAGGGGAGCAGAGGAAUUCUGUGUGGCCUGCAGGCUGAGACCAGCUAGGCUGGGAUGCAGGAAGUGCAGCCUCUGCUAGAGUGGGCUGGAGAGGUGAGGAGUGCUGAGGAGGAGGACGUUUGGAGAUGUUCUCCUGGGGAGAAGGAACCUCAUCACAGAUGUACCCAGAGGCUCCUUGGCUACUGGUAGCAGUGUUUCCCCAGGGAGCAAAGCCGUGAGCAUGGGGCGUAAAGUUAGGGACGGCUCAGCCAUGCACGUGGGCAGCUGAGGUGUAUCUAGUCUCUGGAAAUGAAGAGGACACUCUGUUCUGGAGGCUGCAGUUGGCAGCGUACCAGGGCCUGAAUGGAGGCCCUGUGGUGGAUUGUGUCCUGGGCCAUUUGGGGCCAGAGGGGAAGAGUUCCCUAGCCAUCAAGGAGGGCAGCUAACACCAGACAGGGACAGGCCCUCAGGAGCAGAGGGGAGCCACUGAAUGGGAGCCUCCUGGCUAUGCAGAGAAGACCUUGAGCCAGCUUGUGAGCAAUAAGUCCCCUCUGUCCCCGAGACCAGCAGAUCAGGAUGCACGUGGUGAGUGAGAGCCUGUGGGCUGGGAGCCAAGGCCAGGGUCAUGUGGGCUUUGUGGGCCAGCUUUCUAUUUCUCCUGGCAAAUCUUAAUCUAUUUUGAUCAUACUGUAGAAUGCUAUAUUAGCAUAAGUAAGCGAAACUUAACUUGAAACUUACUCAUGAGGAAGAAAUGCAAGAUAUCUUCUAUUUUGUGUGGUACCAAAAAUCAUCAUCCUCUUGAGAGUGUUCCCAUGUAGACCAUUAUUCUGCAAUGCUGAAGAGCAAAACAUUCUAGUAACACUAUGUAAAUGUACUAAUGUCAAAGUAAUGUUCCCUAAAUUAUGUCAGUACCUUUUUUCCCCUAAAAUCAAUCAAUAUUCAUUUCUAACUUUAGUUUCAGUUAACAACUUCUGUCUUUUCCCUCCCGAGAGCUUAGAGGUUAUGGUGCAGUCAGGGUCCGCAGGGGGGGCGGGUAAUGUUCUGUGGGAACUUCCUGUAGCUCCUGGUCUGCUGAGUGUCUAGCCAGUCUGCAUGAGAGCAGCACUGUCAGCUUCACGCAGCCACAGGGUGCUGCUUCCCGUGAGAGGUUUUCUGCUUGUGUUCACAUCAGGUCGCUUACCCAAAGUUUAUUCUGACUUUCUAUUCAGUUCCUUGCUUUCUUAAUGACUAAAGUGGCCUUUUUCUUAAUGUAACCCUACAUCUUUAACCUCAUGGAGAACCCGCUCAUGACCUUAGAGCCUGAGCACUCUGAUUGGCUCCCUGGUGUCUCCUGUCACAUGGUCAGGAACACAGCUGGCUCUGUCCCCUAUACCUGGUCUGCCUUCACAGUGCUCUCUGUAGACUUGUACAGGUCUCUUUGCUAGUGAGUCCAAGAGGUGACAGCCCGAAAAAGCAUCAGGCUAUUCAGCUUUUUAGAAGUCUGCUGUCUUCACCUUUAAGACAGAAUUGAGUUGCACCACACGUGAUCUAAUAGGACUCCCUGCUUCUGAGGCUGCUGCUCCCCUCCUUCUCCUGGCUGGUUUUCCCUUCGGGAAGUACCUAGGCAGCUUCUUGUGGCCCUCUGUGGUGUCAUCUCCCUGUUUUAGCCCAACUUACUGAGAGACAGCUUUUUCAGAUGCCUUUUCCACUCACCAGAUAGAUGAUCUGCUAACCACCCAAAUUCCUCAAACCCUUUACCCAGCACAUUUUAUUUUAGCACUUACUGCGUUGCACUGGGCAGGACACAGGUGCCAAAGAAAGAGAUGGGCCAGAUAGGCACAGCCCGCCUUCCCAGAGCUGCUAGUGAGAGUCACCCACAAAGACAUCAGUGCUACGAAGAAACCCCAGCAGUGGGGAAGGGUGUGCGUUUGGGGUUUGUACCUCUGCCUUAAAAUUGCCCCCAUCCCAGAGUCCAUGGGCUCUGGCCAGGUCACCAUCCCUCUGUUCUCUCUCCUCAUCUCUAGGGACUCAGGCACUUGUUUUGAAAACACCUGGGCAUCAUCUAGUGAAUCCAGUUUGAGUCUAGAAUUCCAGUUUCCCAUUUUGCUCAGCACUGAGGGGAACAGCUCUGCAGCACUGCACGCCUUUAGGCCAAGUCAUGAGGCCUCUGUGAUUCCCAGAAGGCUAUUCAGCUUUUUAGAAGUCUGCUGUCUUCACCUUUAAGACAGAAUUGAGUUGCAUCUGUUAGGAAUCAGAGGACCCUGUAUUUCAUUUAAAUCUGUCUUGAACUGUGUGUGAAGCCUCUCUUGCCCAUGAGCCACGUUUCUCUUGCUGCUUCUUAAGUCUUUUGUCUCAGUUUUUGAAGAGCACCACGUGUCCAUCAUUAGGCACCAAAGCAUUGGCACUUUGAGGAAUGCUGUUAUCACUCAGCAUGUCACCAGGGCAUCUGGUGGCUGAAGGUGAAACCCACAUGCAAAUGUCCUGCUCUUACUGCAGCAGCUGCCACAGGCUCUUCAUGGAGACAGCACUGGACAGUUACAGACCCAUAUUGGGUUGGAGGUCUGCAGGGCAGGGGGUCCAGGGAAGUGCUUUCUUUCCACCAACCCUGGAGGAUUGGUUCUUGUCAGGGUUGACCUGAGCCUGUGGAGGGGCGUUGUGUGAAUGUGAUUCAUUAUGGAUGGCAGGUCUUUCUUGCCCCAGUAGAACAGUAACUGGCUGUUGAGGUGAACUUCACGUAGAAGCAGCCCCUCGGGUUGCUGGGCCCUCCCCUCCUGGCUGCUUUCUUUUCAGCAGCUGGGCUUUGGCCAGGUGUGGUUUUGCCCACUGUUCAUCCUCCCUCCAUUCAUUAGAUCCUUGUCUGUCUGCUCCUUGUUCAUUUCCUUCAGUCAAUCAUUGGUUAGAAGGUGCUAGAAGAGCCAGCACAGUAGCCCUUCUUUUUGAUCUUUGGUUUCUGAAACCACGCUUCUCUUGCUCAUCCCUCCACAUCCGGGAGCAAUGGUGUCAGUUGGGUGUUCCUGGCAGAAGGUCCUGGGCCUCUGUGCAGGAAGCUCACAUUCCCCCAAGUCGGGCCAUUAUCUUGUCAGCCAAAGUAUCUGUCUCUUCUUAUUCUUUGUUUUCUUUAUAAAAUAGUGAUUAGCCUGUGAGUAACUCUGGUUCUAGUUUUAUGUGUAGACAUCUAAGUCCUUUCUGUAUUCAUUGGAAAGCCACAAAAGACACCUCUGUGACUGGGGAGACGGCUCAGUGGUAGCACGCUUGCCUUGCAUGCAAAAUGGCCCUGAGUGUCAUCCCCAGCCCACAAAAAUAAACAAAGGACGCAUCUGCCAUGAGCCUCCCCCUGGAGCAGCCUUAACCAACACUGCCAGCCAAAGUUCCCACCUGGGCCUCUCCUGCUCUCCAUGUUGGUGGGUACAGUAUUCCUUCCCAGUGUCCCUAAAGCUGUGACGGGGGAGUCCCCACUCACCUAAGCAUUACUGGUCAACUAUGCGGCAUUCUCACAUGCAAACGUUGUGUAGUGUUCUUUUUGCAAUGACCUAUUUAUUGAACCUAUUUAUAUUUAUUUAAUUUUUACUCUGAAGUAUAUCCAGUCAUGGUUGCACUUGCUUAGAGCACAUCAUCUGUUUGGACAGUGCCCCUGACCAAUUCAAAACUGGAAAAGGAAGAGUCCUACUUAUCCUUCCACGGAUGGAUGCCUUACAGUAGUCUUGUCUUUAAAGGGUGAAUAAUUUGGUCGGGGUAAGAUGUUAAUUUUUAGGUGAUUUUUUUUUUUAAAUCUGUGCCACCAUGUCUUCUCUGUGGAUGGUUUAAUGUUUGGUAUGUGUUAAUUGUGUGGUACAAUCCUUUUUGUGGAAUCUUAAAAUUUUUUUAGCUUUAUAUUUUAUAAAAUGCCAGAUUGUACAACUUUUAAGUGUAUUUUUAAAGCUUGAUGAUCUGAGGGUCAUUAUCUGAGUUAACGGCCUAUUUUCGUACCUCUUGUACAGUUUUAUAAUCUGCUGAUUGAUGAUGGCAUCUUACGUCAAGCCAACAACAAAUAAAGGUAGUUUUAGAUUUGGGA